Bolinopsis microptera is the source of this 1275-nucleotide messenger RNA. Its product is annotated as sushi, von Willebrand factor type A, EGF and pentraxin domain-containing protein 1-like. The coding region runs from base 9 to 1028 and encodes 339 amino acids. Lineage: Eukaryota; Metazoa; Ctenophora; Tentaculata; Lobata; Bolinopsidae. The transcript has 2 exons. The record is from RefSeq and is a predicted model, not a curated record.
UGAUAAAUAUGAUGAGAGUCCACCAGAAGGUAAACUUAGGAGUUGUUCUACUAUUUAUUCUGACCGGCCCCACUAUUGGGUUCAACACUACAGACGGUUCCAGACUGGUAGACAGACGGCAGUUCGCUCUCAAGUUCGGGGAUACAUUGGAGGAUUUCAUCAUGUUCCAGCCCGAUAUGUCACCUCUACAAAACGCGCUAACAGUCUGUUCCUGGGUUAAAUCGCUGUCCUCUAAUAUCCGUCCUACCUGGCUAUCUUAUGCUACCAGUUCUCACCAACACGAAAUAUGGAUCUCGGAUAAUGGUGAUAGGAACUACUUUCUGGACUCCAGCUUAGACUUGAGCAGCGAGAUAAACCCCUCUAAAGGAACAUGGUACCACUACUGUACUUCCUGGAGUACAUCGUCCAACACUAGAAAGGUAUACUUUAACGGGGAACUUGUUGGACAGGGUGCCACGCCGUCCAGAACUUUUGGAUUGGAUGGAUUCCUUUUCUUCGGUAAUGAAAAUCAUUAUGACGGCGGUAGCAGAUCCGCAAGUGAAAUAUUUGGAGGGGAGCUUUUUAAGGUUAACUUUUUCGCAAAGGAGCUAACAGGGGAGGAGGUACUGGAGAUGAAAGAGGCAGGACUCUGCUCGGACGUGGAGGAGAGUUACGGGAGAGUCCGGUAUCUCCGAUGGGAGGAUCUGCUCCUGGAGCAGAGAAACGGGAACAUUACGGAGGUGGAACCAGGAUGUCCUGCUCGGACCUGUCCCACAGAGAAGGAGGAGACAGAGGAACCCACACCAGGAUCCCGGGAAGGAAGGAAUGAUGCUGCUGAGAAGAACAGGACUGAAUGUGAGUGCGAGGAGAAGAAGGAGAUAACUCAGUGGGACAUCCUGUACUCCGAGGAUAUUUUCAACCGGACACUGCCUGUGGACCUUCUGGAGAAAAUUAGAUCUUACUGGGACAUCCUUGGUAACUUUGUAGGAGUAACAAUUACUGAGAGUGUGAUAACUCAUUUCAAGAUAUUCCAAUCCUGCAGUGACUGAGAACUAACUUACCGGAGAUGAAGGAGAAUUCUCCCAACAAGGACAAUCUGCUUUAUAGUGACUGAGGAUUUAAACUUUGGACAAUCCACUUAAUUAAUUAUCCACUUAAUUAAUUAUUCCUCUCUUUAAAAAAAUUAAAAAAUUUAAAAAUUUAAAAAAUGAAAAAAAAUCCACUUAAUUGAGAUACUUUAAUAUUCAAUCCUUCUUGAUUGGAAAUGUUUUUGCAUCUUUGUUUUUACUUUAUAAA